Messenger RNA from Herpailurus yagouaroundi (jaguarundi), 894 nucleotides. It is a transcript of the gene SPAG7, whose product is annotated as sperm associated antigen 7. The record is from RefSeq and is a predicted model, not a curated record. Gene Ontology annotation, molecular function: nucleic acid binding. The transcript has 7 exons. The coding region runs from base 58 to 741 and encodes 227 amino acids. NCBI's taxonomy places the organism in Eukaryota, Metazoa, Chordata, Mammalia, Carnivora, Felidae.
UAAAGGCAUUUCGCCCUUCCCUUUAAGACGCGCCGCCCCUUCUCAGUCACUCCCAAGAUGGCGGACCUACUGGGCUCCAUCCUGAGCUCCAUGGAGAAGCCACCCAGCCUCGGGGACCAGGAGUCUCGGCGCAAGGCCCGAGAGCAGGCUGCCCGCCUGAAGAAGCUACAGGAACAAGAAAAACAACAGAAGGUGGAGUUUCGUAAAAGGAUGGAGAAAGAGGUGUCCGAUUUCAUCCAAGACAGCAGGCAGAUCAAGAAAAAGUUUCAGCCGAUGACCAAGAUCGAGAGGAGCAUCCUACACGAUGUGGUGGAGGUGGCUGGCCUGACGUCCUUCUCCUUCGGGGAAGAUGAUGAGUGUCGCUACGUCAUGAUCUUCAAGAAGGAGUUCGCGCCCUCAGAUGAAGAGCUGGAGUCCUACCGUCGCGGCGAGGAGUGGGACCCCCAGAAAGCCGAGGAGAAGCGCAAGCUGAAGGAGCUGGCCCAGCGGCAGGAGGAGGAGGCAGCCCAGCAGGGCCCCGUGGUGGUGAGCCCCGCCAGCGACUACAAAGACAAGUACAGCCACCUCAUCGGCAAGGGGGCGGCCAAGGACGCGGCCCACAUGCUACAGGCCAACAAGACCUAUGGCUGUGUGCCCGUGGCCAACAAGAGGGACACGCGCUCCAUCGAAGAGGCCAUGAACGAGAUCCGGGCCAAGAAGCGGCUGCGGCAGAGCGGGGAAGAGCUGCCACCGACGUCCUAGGCGCCCCAGCAACCGGGGCGGGCCGGGGACAGGGGGACAGGCUGCUGCUAUUAGGACCCAUCCUGGAGCCCCACCUCCGCACCGCCUCCCGUCCGCGGGCACCGGGCCGGGGAGGCGGGUAUGUGACUUGUCACUGUCCGAGCUCGGACCCUC